Molecule: messenger RNA, 1579 nt
Organism: Papaver somniferum (opium poppy)
Lineage: Eukaryota; Viridiplantae; Streptophyta; Magnoliopsida; Ranunculales; Papaveraceae
Product: PHD finger protein ALFIN-LIKE 3-like
Exons: 4
Coding region: 226-1287 (353 amino acids)
Biological process (GO): regulation of DNA-templated transcription
Cellular component (GO): nucleus
Molecular function (GO): histone binding; transcription coregulator activity; transcription cis-regulatory region binding
Source: RefSeq, a predicted model, not a curated record
CUACACUCAUCACGCCAUCAAGGGGAAGACUUCACAUGGACCCACUGACACGCAGACUGCUAACAUUUUGCGCGGCAGAAAUCUGAUCAGAACUGUAGUUUCCGAUCCUCAAUAUUUCAAACCCAGGAGAAAUCUCUUGCAGAAAGAUAUUCCCUUUUCUCUAUCUCGUUCCUGCAUUCAGUCUUCAUUUCUUGUCGUCGUUAAGAAUUUUAGGGUAUUGAAAAGAUGGGUGGUGGUGGAAGAAAUCCAACAACAAUCAAAGAAAUUUUCUCAGAUUUUAAAGGAAGAAGAGCUGGUAUCCUCAAAGCUCUUACAAUUGAUGUUGAAGAAUUUUACUGGCAGUGUGAUCCAAAAAAGGAAAAUUUGUGUUUAUAUGGGUUUCCUAAUGAGAAAUGGGAGGUUAAUUUACCAUCUGAAGAAGUUCCACCAGAGAUUCCAGAACCUGUAUUGGGUAUUAACUUCGCUAGGGAUGGUAUGAAAGAAAAAGAUUGGUUGGCUUUAGUUGCUGUUCACAGCGAUUCAUGGUUACAUGCUCUUGCUUCCUUUUUCAGUUCCAAAUUUGGACUCCAAAAAAAUGACAGGAAGCGUCUACUUAAUAUGAUGGUUGAACUCCCGACAGUGUUUGAAGUUGUUACUGAAGCUGCAAAGAAACAAAAAGUAAAGAAGAAGUACUCAAUUUCGAAGCACAACAGCAACAAAUCCAAGACAACGUCCAAAGUGCGAGUGCCCGAAACUCAGGCCAAGUAUUCCAGGAUGUCUUCAGAGGAAGACGAAGAGGAUUUAGAGGAGGACAGCGAGGAUGAGGACAGGAGUACUUUGUGCGGGGCAUGUGGUGAACAUGGUGAAGAUGAGUUUUGGAUCUGUUGUGACAAAUGUGAGAAAUGGUUCCACGGGAAAUGUAUGAAGAUAACCCCAGCUAGGGCUGAAUAUAUCAAGCAGUACAAGUGUCCAGCUUGCUCCAACAAGAGAGCAAUUUCGCGAGUAUCCGAUACCCAGGUAAAGUACUCCAAAGCGAUGUCUCCAAUUGAAGAUGAAGAGGGUCUAGAGGAGGAAGACGAGAAUGUGGAUGGGUGUACUUUGUGCGGGGAAGACGAGAACGUGGAUGGGCGUACUUUGUGCGGGGCAUGUGGUGAGAAACCGGACUUGGAUUUGCGUGAGUUCUGGAUCUGCUGUGACAUUUGUGAGACAUGGUUCCAUGGAAAGUGUAUGGAGAUAACCCCUGCUAGGGCUGAACAUAUCAAGCAAUUCAAAUGUCCAGCUUGCACCAACAAGAGAGCACGCCAUUGAGACGGUGUGCAGGUUCUUUCUUUCCUUAUCUCUCCUUAUCAUUUUGUAAUUUUCUGAAGGGUGACAUUGCUAACUGCCUCUUUCUUGCGCCUUGGUUAUACAUAGCUUGGUUUUGAGUACUUGGCUUUUGGAGUCUGCCUGUCACAAGAAAUUCAACUCUAUGUUUAGGUCUAAACAUUCUCAAAUAUGGCUGCUAAUGUAUAUUUUGUUGGAAAUUGAAUUUGCCCUUUUGGAGCCACUAUUAAUGUUUAUAGUUUUUUACUUGAUAAUGACUAAAAAUUAUCAUUUAUUA